Messenger RNA from Daldinia decipiens, 4324 nucleotides. RefSeq lists its product as uncharacterized. The record is from RefSeq and is a predicted model, not a curated record. The coding region runs from base 1 to 4203 and encodes 1400 amino acids. The transcript has 7 exons. NCBI's taxonomy places the organism in Eukaryota, Fungi, Ascomycota, Sordariomycetes, Xylariales, Hypoxylaceae.
AUGGCAUCUCAAGAUCCAACUUGCCAAGCAGUGAACUUGUCUGAUGGCCAGCCGUGUACAGCUGUCGCUACGACAUGGGAGAACCUUUUUUGCAGGUUUCACGGGAAGCAGUGCCAUGGCCUAUAUAUCGGCUAUAAGAGACGAAAUGCUAGACUGGAUGCUCUGUCGGACAAUGCCCCCCUUUAUCUAAAAUCAGCUAAGGUUCCACUAGCCAACGAAACAUUUGGAGAUGUCAGCGAUGAGACUGUCUUGCGGGAGAUACAUGCUCAUCUCUAUCAAGAAUAUGUACUUCUUGGAAAGGUGAUUGACGCGCGGAAGCUUCAUCAUAAGCACUUCUACCCGCUCCAGAUGGACUAUGGCCACCAGGCUUAUCUGGAUACUCUUUCUAGUAGGCGUCAUAUCGUCUUGCGAUCGCUUGAGAAGCUCGAGACGCGCACUGCUCAGGUUCUUUAUGAGAAAGAAAAAGGGUACAAAUGGGUCCGCCAAGUCCAACUAGAAGAAGAGGCGACUCGUGAAAAAGAAUCCAAGAAAGCCAAGCUCGAGGCAGCCAUGUUUAAGCGUCACUGGAAGAAGAUGCAGACUCGCUUGCGAGCCCAGCGCAAGAAGGAAGAAAAGCAGCGCCAAGAUGCCUAUCUCGAAACGGCCUACCAGGAACGCAUGUCUAUGUCAGUUGAUAGCGAAGACGACGCAGAAAUGUGGGAUCCCAUCGAAGAUGUCGUUGAUGACGAGCGCAGUCGAUAUGUUGAUCUUAUAAAACAUUUCCUAUGGAUGGAGGUCCUCGCUGACAUCGACGAAAGCGAGAGUUCUACUCGGAAAACUGCCGAUUCCUCUGACCCUGCCGUCAGCAUGGAAAAGCUCGCAAUUUCCGAGGAGAAGCAGCCCAAAAAAUCAAAGAAGAAGGCGAAAUCCAAAGCAACAAAACCUGUACCUAUAAUAUAUAAAACUAAGCCCCAGGGAGGCACCGCCUCGUCCCGCGAUCGUCUGACAGGCCAAAGCCGAAUCAUGGAGUUGAUAGAUGAUGAUGCGGAGCCACUAGGGGAGCUCCCAGAGCCAGACAAGAGCAAUAUCGAGACUGAGUCUGAAAUGAGAAAACGCCUUAAAGAAGGCGUAGAAAAGAACUACAACGAAAUCGAGGGUCCGAUUUUAGUUGGAACCUUGGAAAAUCCCCACGGCACCCACCUUAGGACAACUCCCUUAGCAGACGAAGAGAUUGAUUCUCUCAUGAGAGACAUAAAGGAGAUUAAGCUGUUCUUAUUCUGUCGUCUCCUCUUAUCACCGUUCCUUAGUGACCCUGAAAUUACCGAAUCCGAUCUCCGGGAUCUCUGCCUCAAAGUAGAACAGCCUAGUCUUCAGGACAUUCGGGAUGCGUGUGCGGAUCUUAUUAGGGGAGACGAGCCUGAGAUAGAGGAGGAGGAUGAGGACGCCCUCGAGGAAAAGUCAUUCGAAGACGUUAUACUCCAAGAACAUCGAUAUGGCCACCUCCAGAGCCCUGCAUGGUUCCUGUCUAACAUGAUUACCCAGCGUCAGAAACUCAUUGGCAGUGGUGAACUUGCAAAGUUUAGGAAAGAAUUUAGCAGGAAAUCCCGUAAGCAGGGCAAUAUGAAAAUUCAUAUCUGUGGUAAAAGCAUCUGGAACUAUUCAAGCGAAAACUCCAUGUCUCGAAAUGGCUGGCUUCAGUUCUCUGUCAUGGCAAAAGACUGCGACUUAAAGCAUGCCGUCCAGCUCUGUAGAAACUGGGACGAAUUCUCACAGCUCAACUUCCUUACCGUUUGGCAAUACUUCCCGGCGUCGAACUGGGUUUCUUGGGGAAGCGAUAGGUUAACGCAACAGCUACAUGAGCUUGGGUUCUUCCCCUAUUUCAAGGAUUUCGAGGCCCGGAAGCAUAGCCGGCAUUUUCAGAUUGGUGCUCGGAGCCAGCACCGGCGCCAGCACAAUAUUGUCGAAGCUAGAAACAUUGUUGUCGGCCACAUGAGACGCAACGACUCGGUGACUCGCCGUUUUCUACAAUAUUGUACGAUGCGCGCCGGUGAGCUGCUCGUCCUUGUGCAAGAUGGCAAGACAGGAAAAAUAAUUACCGCCCCUGAAGAGGAGCAUCUGUGGACCCUACGCCGUAAGGAAGGACUUGGUCGCGCCUCGAAAAAUGAGUGGGAUAUACUACUCGAGGUUGGCCCCGAGUACUUUGACAUGGUGGACAUACUUAGAGAAUGGCGCCUGGGCUUCGAAGAUUAUUAUGAAGUCUGGUUAUGGGACUUUGUCCCUUGUAACGAACCUAUACUUCUUUACAACAUAAUCGUUACGGAACUCCGAAAAGCAUGGAGGGUGGCCAAACCUUUUGACGUGUAUCGGCACAGAGAGCCAUUCCUGAGCGGUCUCACAAGAGAUAAAGAGACGAUGCGUGUUCGUUCUAUCCGGCCGGGAGAGCAAGUCGCAAGCUUGUGGGAUGAUGUCAACGAUCCGUUAAACACAUUUCUCAUAACGGACGUAGUGAAUAAAACGGUCCUCGAAACGAGCGGCGAGGUCCAUGUCGAUUCUUCCCCGUACCUAUUCUACAAUGAAGCCGAUGCUGCCGAGGACAUGAUUCUCUUUUCCGAUGAACUCAUCACACCUAAUCGAAACGUGCCUUUUAGGGAAGUUACAAACUCGAUCACUCGGCUGGAAACGACGCCAGCUACGAUGAUUAAUGUCCUAGCCGAGGGAGCUAGAGAGAUGAGCAAGCGGGCCAAAGACCUGUCUCACCUCCCUGACUCUGACGACGACGAGGACUGGAGCACAGAUCUCGAAUCCGAUAGCGACAGCGAUGAAGAGAAGAAAAUUGUAACCCACUGGAGCCUACCACAGAUAUGGGAAGACGCGAUCGCAAUGAUCAAUCAUAACCAUAUUAGUAGCGAGAAGAAAAAACUACUACGUCGAGUCGGGCUUCUGACCGAGUCCUCAGAGGUCAUUCGUGGCGGUAUUAAUAGCCUUGACGGCGUAGAAUCCAAGUUGAAAGAAUCCGAUAAAAUCAUGGUGAUGGAAAGGGAUCGUGGUGAUGCAUUUAUCGAGGCAUUCCAUGCCGGAGACUUGGAACCAGGUGCGCAAGAGAAAUAUGCCGAAACCCGCAAGAUCCUCGGUGGUAUCCUCGGGUCUCACCAGACCAGCGAAUCGACAGACUGGGUUUGGUUUCUAGUUGACAUGCUCGACUGGCUCGGGCUUAGAACCGAUUAUAAGGACUACACGCGCGAUUCACGUGCAGGCUGGCCACAUCCGUUCAUUGCACAGGACAUAAUCAAAUCGUUCGUUUCCAUGGCCAUGUUUUUCCCAAGUCUGGAGUUGUGUAGACCUGUGACAGACUUUUUCGAGUCGGAAAACGGGCGAAAGUAUAAGGAUACCUCCCUUCUUAAGCUGGACGAGCGCGCCAAGAAACUCCCUGAUUGCCGUAUGAGGACGAGCUUCAAGUAUCGACCAAAAGAGUUCUGGAGGGAAUGGGAGGGUGUACUGAAGGAAGCCAAGACAAAGCAUAAAUUCUAUGCGGAUAUAUACCCGAUGGAAUGGAGCGUUGCCAUUCGGCCUAUCAUUGCGAAGUUAUACCUCGCCGGAGUCAUCGCUCCGGGAUAUUUGCAAAACGAUCCGCUGGUUGUUCCCGGCUUUGCCGUUGCCAACUCUGAGCCGCACCGCCCAGGCAAGCUGGAUCUAUUCAUGGACUACGCCGACCGGCAGAAGGCGAUCCAGUACCCUCAGAAUAUCCCAGGCUUCGUCAGUCCCGAUAAGUGGCCUGUCUUCCUCCCGCUUGCCCGGAAUUUUGCCUCUAAGCACAAUAAGUCAAGAUUCGCGGUCCUCCGCAUUUGGUCGGCACCGCACUUCUACCCAGCAAUGCUGGGUGGCUGGAACCGGCAAGCCACAGCGUUUCUUGACAGCAUAGCACGGUCCUGGAUCUGGAAGUUCAUCCCUAAGGACAUGCCAGUCAGCGAAUGGAGUAUGUACAAUACUAUGAAAAUGCGCCUCGAGCUUCUAAAAGAGGAGCUUGGGGUCGGAGAACGUGUCGUGCACCGCAGCGAGACUAUCCUCGUUAUGGGUCUUGACGAGGUCGAACUACUGAAGUACGUCACAGCAGUUGUAUUUGCAAUUCAGACGAAACCAUGGCACCGAGAGAUCGAUCUCUGGAAGAGUUUUGUUAACGUUGAUUUGGAGUUUCUGGAGGGAUUGGAUCCAUACUGGUUGGACUGAUUAUACCAUUUAGGUAGAGCAAGGGCCAGUUACGGAAAAUAUAGGAGUAAAAAGAACUUGAAUGCUUACCUACCUACCUAACCUGCCUACCUGCCUAUAUAAACCCACGCCAGAUAUUUCA